Molecule: messenger RNA, 1490 nt
Organism: Rotaria sp. Silwood2
Lineage: Eukaryota; Metazoa; Rotifera; Eurotatoria; Philodinida; Philodinidae
Source: the annotation of a GenBank genome assembly
UUUGCGCCAGACGGAUCGAGCUGAAAUUUUAGGAUAUGAAUUAUGACUAAUAAUUACACAUCUUGUGAAAGUUUCAUCUUCAUACAUAUCAUGGUUUCAGAGAUAUAUAUUUUUGUAGUUACCCAAGUCAGCCCGUGCGCCACUGGUACGCGCACGUCACGCUUGUGCGCACGGGUGCGCAUGAUGUCACCCAUGACGUGCGCGCACUGCAGCGUACUGAUGUGUAAUCGUUAAUACGCGUGACGUGAUGUCGCAUCCAGUAGAGAGGCCGUCUGUUCAUAUGAAUGGCACAAACAAAGUAUAUAGGAUUAAUAAUGGACGUCCUUUUUGGAUAGAAAAAAAAAUUAAGGAAUCAACUUUUGUGAUACGAAUAUUUUUUCUAAUAUUUUUUGUAGUAUUUGUUAUAAUAUUUUUUUUAAUAUUUUUUAAAAUAUUGUUUAAACAUUUUUAGAUUUUUUUUUGCAAAAUUUUUAGUAUUAAUAUUUUUAUAAUAUUUUUUAUAGUAUUUUUUUUAAUAUUUUUUAUGAACAUAAUUAUUCUAGAUUUCAUCUUCAUUUUCUCAGAGGUGAUUACCAAAGGGCAGCUUUUUUUUUUAAUUUUAAUAUUUUUAGUAAAUUAAGAUUAAUCAUUUCCAUCUUAUCCGUCGUAUGGAAAACAAUACACAUGAUUUAACAUCUCAACUCGAUCAUCAUGACAAAGAGCAGAGGAGACAACGCAAUAUUAAAUACCGACAGUCAAUACGUGAACAAUGUAUAAAUAUAUCAAAACGAAAUACAUCGGUUACUGAUACCAAGUUCACCACUGAUCAACGUAACAUCGUGUCUUUCGAUGAUUUUUUAGAACCUUUUUUUAUAAUUGCUGUAGUGAUAAUCAAUGAAGAUUUUGAUGAAGAGUCUACAGAAGCUAUUGUUGAUGAACAACAAUCAGGAGCACCAUCGAAUGAUAUUUACAACUCGAGAUAUUCAACUCUUAACGAAGAUAAUCAUAUUUUUACGACUGAUUUGGAAUCAAAUACUGAACUUGAUAAUGAUUAUUAUUUACUUGAAUCUCCACCAUCUCAAGCUAGUGGAAGUGAAAGUGAAAGUGAUACUGAUGAAAAUGAAGAACUAAUACAAAUCAUUGAUUUUAUUCGUGGUGCUAAUCUUGAUAAGUCAAAUACAGAUCGAUUAUUAGAUUUAUUAAAUAAUAUUCAUUCAAAUGUUGGUUUACCAAAAACAGGUCGUGAACUCUGGGAACGAGCUGGAAUUAAAUUUACAUUUAAAACAAAUAUAUAUUGUUCAAUUUGUAACCGACAACUGACGAAAUUUGCUGAUAAAUGUAAUUGUCUUCAUGGAAAUCAAAAUAUGAAUACGGAACUUAUAUUAUUCUCUAUUCCCGAUGAAAUUCGUCGAGUUGUGAAAUUAAAUUUCAACCUAAUAGAAUUUUUUGCUGAUUAUCGACAUGAAUUUAUGUAUGAUAUCACAAAUGGUAUAUUCCAUUUAUCUUAUUAA